GAGUCUGCCAAUGCCGAGAGCGCGGAGGCGGGAUAAAAGGGCGCGCAGAAGGUAGGCUGGCGGGUGCGUUCGUCGGCUCACUCCUUUCUGCCUGUUGACGCGCCCGGGGAAGCAUCGCUGAAGGCUCUCGUUGCCCUGCCGCCAUGUCCAAGUCCGAGUCUCCCAAAGAGCCCGAACAGCUGCGGAAGCUCUUCAUUGGAGGGCUGAGCUUCGAAACGACCGACGAGAGCCUGAGGAGCCAUUUUGAGCAAUGGGGAACACUCACGGACUGCGUGUUUGAGCAGUAUGGAAAGAUCGAAGUGAUUGAGAUCAUGACUGACAGAGGCAGUGGAAAAAAGAGAGGGUUUGCUUUUGUCACUUUUGAUGACCACGACUCGGUGGACAAGAUUGUUAUUCAGAAAUACCAUACUGUGAACGGCCACAACUGUGAAGUCAGAAAAGCCCUGUCAAAGCAGGAGAUGGCUAGUGCUUCAUCCAGCCAAAGAGGUCGAAGUGGUUCCGGAAACUUUGGUGGUGGCCGUGGAGGCGGUUUUGGUGGCAAUGACAAUUUUGGUCGAGGGGGGAACUUCAGUGGUCGUGGUGGCUUCGGUGGCAGCCGUGGUGGUGGUGGAUAUGGUGGCAGUGGGGAUGGCUAUAAUGGAUUUGGUAAUGAUGGUGGUUAUGGAGGAGGCGGCCCUGGUUACUCUGGAGGAAGCAGAGGCUAUGGAAGUGGUGGACAGGGUUAUGGAAACCAGGGCAGUGGCUAUGGCGGGAGUGGCAGCUAUGACAGCUAUAACAACGGAGGAGGCGGAGGCGGCUUUGGCGGUGGUAGUGGAAGCAAUUUUGGAGGUGGUGGAAGCUACAAUGAUUUUGGCAAUUAUAACAAUCAGUCUUCAAAUUUUGGACCAAUGAAGGGAGGAAAC
Messenger RNA from Peromyscus maniculatus bairdii (prairie deer mouse), 902 nucleotides. NCBI's taxonomy places the organism in Eukaryota, Metazoa, Chordata, Mammalia, Rodentia, Cricetidae. The record is from RefSeq and is a predicted model, not a curated record.